AAAGUGAGCAAUGAGUAAGUGACAUGUCAACAAACCACGACGACUGUAGAAUUUUUUUAAACUAGAGCUUUAUCAAUUGCGAGAUAAAUAGUUAGAAUGUAUAUUUGGUCAUUGGUGUUGUUUCUGCUUUUGGUCACUUCUAAGUUAUCAUCCGCCGAUGAGCAUAAUCACAUCUAUGAAGACCAAGAAGAAGUGGUUCUGUGGAUGAAUACUGUUGGUCCUUAUCACAAUCGACAAGAGACUUAUGCAUACUUCUCUUUGCCGUUCUGUGUUGGCAGCAAACAAAGUAUUUCUCAUUACCAUGAGACAUUAUCAGAAGCACUCGAAGGAAUCGAGUUGGAGUUUAGUGGAUAUGCGAUAGAUUUUAAAGAAGACGUUACACCGAAAACAGAGACAUGUAUGGUGGAAUUAUCAGAAGAGAAGUAUAAAGCAUUUGUUUAUGCUGUGAAGAAUCAUUAUUGGUUCCAAAUGUACAUCGAUGGGUUGCCGAUCUGGGGAGCUGUUGGAAAGGAGCACGAUAAGAAAUUCUAUAUUAACACUCACAAGAAAUUCGACAUUGGAUAUAAUGGAAAACGCAUCAUCGAAGUGAAUCUAACAAACGAGAAUGAACAGCUGUUGCAUGUUGGAGCUCACCUUUCAUUUACUUACGAAGUCAAUUGGCGACCAACAACUGUUGAGUUCAAAGAUCGCUUCGACAAGUAUCUUGACCCAAAUUUCUUUCAACAUCGCAUCCAUUGGUUCAGCAUCUUCAACAGCUUCAUGAUGGUCAUCUUCCUGGUUGGUCUCGUGUCAAUGAUUCUCGUGAGAACUUUAAGAAAAGAUUAUGCGAGAUACAGUAAAGAUGAAGAGAUGGACGACGAACAUGAUUUGGGUGAUGAAUAUGGUUGGAAGAAUAUUCACGGUGACGUCUUUCGUUCAUCUUCGAAUCCUAUUUUAUUCACAUCUGUGAUUGGCUGUGGAUAUCAACUUACCAGUGUCGUGUUAUGUGUGACAAGCUUUGCAAUUAUUGGAGAUCUUUAUACGGAACGUGGAUCUCUUCUGUCAACUGCCAUCUUCGUUUAUGCCGCAACAUCGCCUAUCAAUGGAUAUUUUGGUGGUUCUCUUUACUCUCGAAUGGGAGGCAGAAUUUGGAUUCGUCAAAUGCUUUUGUCAGCUUUUCUCAUUCCAAGUUUCGUAUGUGGCACUGCGUUCCUCAUUAAUUUCAUUGCAAUCUAUUAUCAUGCAUCACGAGCAAUUCCUUUCGGUACAAUGUUGGCUGUGACUUGUAUUUGUCUCUUUGUCAUCCUUCCAUUGACUCUUGUGGGAACAAUUGUAGGACGGAAUUUGAAUGGCCAACCUGAUCAUCCAUGUCGAGUGAAUGCCGUGCCUCGACCAAUACCAGAGAAGAAAUGGUUCAUGGAGCCUCUCGUCAUCACUUUACUUGGUGGAAUUCUUCCAUUUGGUUCUAUCUUCAUUGAGAUGUAUUUCAUUUUCACAUCAUUUUGGGCUUACAAAAUUUAUUACGUGUAUGGCUUCAUGCUGCUGGUAUUUUUGAUUCUCAUCGUUGUCACAAUAUGUGUGACAAUUGUCUGCACAUAUUUCCUUCUCAAUGCAGAAGAUUAUCGAUGGCAAUGGACUUCGUUCCUAUCAGGUGCAUCGACAGCGAUUUACGUCUACAUUUACGCCUUUUAUUAUUUCUUUUUCAAGACUAAAAUGUAUGGAUUGUUCCAGACAGUCUUUUAUUUUGGAUACAUGGCAUUAUUCAGUGGUGCAUUAGGCAUCAUUUGUGGAACUGUAGGAUACGUUGGCACAACAUACUUCGUGAGAAAAAUCUAUUCAAAUGUGAAAAUCGACUAAUUGCCGGUCUCUUUCCUAAUUCUUGUCAUUUUAACCAGAGCUAGAUGUCGGCGUUUGAUUGUAACGAAAUUUCCUGUAACAUAGUUAUAAGCAAAACUAAAUGCAAACAUCAUCAAAGAUUAAAUAAAUUUUUAUUUUUAUUACCAAAAAGAAAAGAAAAAGGUUUACAAAUAUUUUUGAAGUGAUUCACCAACUGUUUUCUCUAACUCGCGGACGCCUUGUUGACAAGCUUCAACAACUUCAUAAUCUUCAUCUUCAAGAAGUUCAGAUAGAAACGGAAUUGUUUCAGGAACGAGAGGCUCAAAAUCUUCUCCGAGUUUCUUCGCCAUUUCAAUGCAAACUUUUACACCGAAAAUUCUCUUAUUGGGAUUUUCAGCUCGUGUCUUCAUCAGUACUUGAUAGUUGAGUUGCUUCCAUAAAAUAUCGUCAGAUGCUGCAACUGCAAGCUGUGCAACGCACUUCUUUACUAAUUCUUGCAAUCCAUCAUUAUUGAAAAGACUUCUAUUAUCAAUUUGAUCGACAAUUGGUUGCAUAAUGACAUCAAACCGUUGAGUGUUGAUGAAAUUCUGAUGAUCAUGAAGGAAAAUGUUAUGCAACGUCUUUAAAAUAAAUUCCAAGAGAUAAAGAUUUUUCUCAUCGUUGUCAUUAAAACAUGCGUCACUUGAAUGACAUUUGUCAAGUAUCGGAGCAGCGCAAUCAAUCAAAUCAGAUGCAAAUAAAAGAAACAAUGAUUUAAGUGAUGCUGAGACAUGAGUUGUGAAUCGGAAGAAAGCUAUCGCACGAUUAUAAUUGUCAGGAUGAUCACGAAGCGCCCAAUUGAAAAUAUUCUCAAACAAUGGACGAAAAGAUCCUUCAGAAAGUUUCAUAACAAGUGCAACAAGAGCUUUAAUGAUGUCAUCUUCAAUGUCGUUAACCUUCUCAAAUUCAAUAUCAUUUUUUCCUUCAACCUCACAACGAAUUUGCAUUGCAUUUAGAAAGAAGUCUGUCAAUUCAGUUUGACUCUUACGUAACUCUUUACUUUCAAUAUUUUGAAACAUUUCAAACAUCAACUCCAUCAAUGGUUUAAUUGAAUCAAAGUGUUGUUUUUCAAUGAUUUUAUGAUAAACUUCAUUGAUGACAGGCACGAGAACACGUAAAGGCACAAGUUGAGCUAUCGACGUCCAAGUUUUUGAAAUUUUUCCAAUUAACAUAUGAAUUUUCCCAUCAGUCAGCAAUUUUAAUCCUGGACUAAGACGAGUUAAUUGCGUGAUAAUUUGAACGAGAUAUGGACUUAAAAACAUUGGAACUGUUUCGAUUAUCUUCAACUGUGCUGAGACAACUGAGUAAAGAAGAAAAAAUGCUGAUGAAUCGUCGUCCUCCAAUGUCAUUAAUUUAAGAAGAUUCGGCAUGAAUUUCCCGAGCUUUCCAAUCGCUUUGACUUUUAACAUUGCCAUUAAAUCAGCAAUACAAAUUACAAGAUUCAUCAUUACUGGUGUUUUGAUCUUCUCAUUAUUAUCCAAAGCACCAGUCAGUUGAUCGAGAAUCUCAAUAAACUCUUCUGGAUGAUCAUCACACAACUUUCUUGCAAGAAGUUUAAUUGAAAUUAAUGUUGAUUGUUGCACAACUUCCAAAGCUGUAUUCGAUUCAUUUCCAAUUGUUUCGCAAAUAUUUUUCAGUGGUUUAAUAAGUUUCAACAUUUUUUCAUCGUUACAUUCGUUAAAGUAAUCAUCUUCAAGCUUUCGAUUCAGAAGUUCAAUGAUUUUCUUUCGAACUAAAAGAAAUUCAUGAAGAAAUAAAUUUCCGACAACAACCAACAACAUAUCAGGUGCAAGAAGUUCAAUCGACGCUUCAAGAAUGUCAAAAGCAUUUUGUAAGAUCGCAUGCCACGAUUUCUCGAAUGAUUUCAUCUUUUGGUGAUUGAUUGCUUUGGAAAUCUCAGGAAUGAGUGUCAACAUGUUGAGGAUGAUCGCUUGAAAUUCUCUUUUCAUUUCAAGCUUCAUUUCGUAGCUUAAUCGUGACACUUUCAAUGAAACUUCAGGUGAUGAUAGAAGAUUCUUUAGGAAUUGAAGAACGAGAUAUUUGAAGUGACGAAGUUGAAAGUCACUGUGCGUCUUAAGAUUGAAAAUGACAUUAACAUCUUCUACAUUUAUCGCUCUUGUGUGAGGUUUAUUCUCGAUGAACAUUGGAAGUUCUUUAAGAUGAACAAUAAGCGAUGUUGAAGCAUCUAAGAUCGUCCGGACAUCAAAUUCUUUCGUGAUAGCUAAAGCAAUUUGAAUUCUUUGUGGAAGUUCAUCAUUUGGCAUUCCUUUCUUAUGAUUAACAACUUGUGAUUCAAUUACAAGUCCAAUGAACACCCACAAGAACUUCUCGACGUUUAAUAUUGUGAGAAGUUUGACAUAAAGCAUCAAACGACGAUGAUCUGGCACUUGAAGAAGAAUCGAAGUGAAAAUUUUUAGAAUGGGAAUAAUUUCAUCGUCUCCAUAUUUCUUAUGAAUCAAAGCUGGAACAACAUUCUCGAUGACUUUCGAAAUGAUCUGAAAGCUGUAGGAAUCUUCAUGUCGCACAAGUGUUGUGCCGACAAAUGUGAAGAUAGUCAUCAUGUCGUUAAGAACUUGAUUUGGUGUCAUCAAAGCUAAAUGUGAAAGAAGCAACAAUGAAUGAUGAUGUGUUUGGGGAUUUUCCGAUUCUUUGAUACAUUUCACAACUAAUUCCGUCCUAAGCAUUUGAUCUCGAACGCCAAGACGUUGAUGGCUCUUUCCAUCUGGUGAAGUCUUCUGACAAAUCAUCAACAAUAACGAAAGAACAAUUUGACGAACAAAUUCAACAUUCAUUUCGAUUGAAGCGCGAGAACAAUUAUCCAAAAUAUUAAAAAGAAUCGGAAUCAAUUCAUGUUCAUUUGACAAUCCUUUCGAUUUAUUUUGUAAGAGCUCCAAUAAUGUCACUCCAAAUUUCCAUUCAUCUGAUUUCAGAGGAUCUCCUUCAUCAAUGCUCACGCCAUCUAGCGGCUUAUUUUUCUUAUUUUUUGCAUGAAUUCGAAGUUCCAAUUGUGGCAUUUUCAUUAAAAUUGUUUUCGUAAUCUUACAAUCAAUUUGAAUAAUGUUGAAAAUUUUAUGUGC
Molecule: messenger RNA, 4931 nt
Organism: Clunio marinus
Lineage: Eukaryota; Metazoa; Arthropoda; Insecta; Diptera; Chironomidae
Source: the annotation of a GenBank genome assembly